AUGCCAGAUGACUCUGGACCAUGCGAACCUGCCCUGAAGCACAUGGACUGGAAAAGGGCUAUGGGAAAUCAUCAGCGAGAGGAGCAGCUCCGGGCAUUUCUUGCCGAAUAUCCUGCCGACCUGCGACGGAAAGUCCAAGAACUGGAGCAGGCCCUUCUUAACAAGGACUUCAACCGACUCCAAGAAGCUGCACAGCAGGUCAUGGGAUCAUCAUCAUUCGUCGCGGCAACGCACCUGCAUGACUUGGCCAUGGAGUUAGAAGAGGCGAUCGACCUUGAGACAGGCUCCAUUCCCACCAAGACCGAGCAGGUGGUGCAGGAGGCGAAAGAGCUUGAGAAGGAGCUGGUGGAGGCUGGAUUUGUCCACCAGGAUGAGCCGUCCACUCCACAGACCAAAGGGAAGCAGGCUUGCUGCGUUCUUUCAUAG
Messenger RNA from Symbiodinium natans, 426 nucleotides. NCBI's taxonomy places the organism in Eukaryota, Dinophyceae, Suessiales, Symbiodiniaceae. The record is from the annotation of a GenBank genome assembly.